UUUUUCUUUCUAAAGAUAGACUUAAAACCUGGCAGCAUUAUGUCCCUGACUUCAUAUGGGAGAAAUGGAAAGAAAGAUUACCUCAGAUGUCUCCCCUCUUCCUUUUUUAAAAUCCUCCAUAGCAGCUGUGUUGGCAGCACUCAAAUGUAUACCCAAUUGGCAUCUUGGAUAAAUAGGCAGUUUCUAUUUGUGGCUCAAUAUAUCCUUGUACACAAAUUCAAAUGUCUACAAAUAAAAAGGCUGGUGAGAGAGAAAGCUCUUGAAAACACUUUCUACAGAAUUAAGUGCUUUUGUCAUUUAACAAUAUGUACACAUGGCAGAUUUCUCAUGUUCUGAGUUCAGCACGUGAACUGGUAUGUUUUUACCUCACUGACAUCCAGAACCUAUCUGUGCAGAUGGCAAACUUAUGCCAGUCUCAAUCUUUUCCAACUCAAUCCAGAAGGCAAUUGUGGGCUGAAGUCCCUAUGUGUCUGGAUUGCAGAAGAUAGAUGUGGAACAUAUCAUACCUUUUGAGAGUUUCUCUGUGGCUGUGCCUUUAAAAAUGCAUUUUCCUUUGUUGGAAGCCUGAAUCUCUUUGUGUCAACUAUGAAUAAAGGUAAACAUAUUCACAGUAGGUGGUGCCAUUGAAUCUUCAAAUAAGAACAUGAUGUGGCCAUGCAGCCUUCUCCCCUGUGACUGACUUCUGUGUAUCAAGUGCUGCAGCCAAGUAGAUGAAGAUUUAUCUUUAACAGUCAAAGGACUCAUUGCUUCCUAGAAAAAGGAGGGAAUAUAUGCCCCCAUAAAAAUAUGGAGAUGUUAAUUUAGAAUCAAACUAGCAAUUGUUUCAGUUGGAAAGUUCUUUUAACUAGAUCAGUGUAGAGGACACAGGUGCACAAUAUGGAGCUAUAAUUUAUAGUGAAUGUCCCAAGAUGAAAAACAACUUCUGCCAAAACGCAAAUAUCAGCUACAAGGCUCACGAGUAAGAUUUCACAAAUAUUCUGUAAAUCAAGUGAAUGAGACUCAUGUUUCACCUCUUCCUCUGAAAGGCUGCUACAGCUGUUCCCUUGUCAGUGCUAACAUUUGUUAUGGCUAAUAACACUUUCAAUCACAACUAUUUGAGGAAAAUUGAUUUAUUUAGAACCUUCUCUCCUGUGCUGAAAAUACUCUGCCAAGGACAAAAGCUCCUGCAAACCACAGGUUGUUAAUUCCCUGAUGGAUUCCUAUGCAUGUCUCAGCACUGCUUCUUUAUACAUUUUUGAAGGGGCUGUAAAGAAAAAAAAUGAGAUAGGACACAACCAGUCAUGACUUCCAUAAAGGAGCAGGCAGCCAUCAGCAGAUUAAUAAGUUUUCUACAGGAAUGGGACAGUGCUGGCAAAAUUGCUCGAAGCCACAUUCUAGAAAAUUUUAUGCUAACCAACCAAGGCAAGACAGGUCCAGAACUGGAAAUAGAAUUCUCUCAAGGAGCCAGUUUGUUUCUCGCCCGUCUAACUGCUUGGCUCAGGUUGACUUACAUGUAUGGAACAUGCCUAGAGCAACAAUUGAAGUCCAUUGGCAUCUUCCUAUCAGCUGCAAGUGGCCAGCGAUACAUUAUUGAAUUCCUGGAAGUUGGUGGUAUCCUCACAUUGCUGGAAAUACUUGGGCUCAACCAACUGAAAGAGGAGGACAAAAGGGAGUCCAUAAAGCUUCUUCAGUUAGUAGCAAGAUCUGGCAGGAAGUUCAAAGAGAUUAUUUGUGAAAGCUAUGGUGUACGAUCAAUUGCUGAGUUUUUUGCCACCUGCAAGUCAGAAGAGACUCAAGAGCAAGUACAGAUUCUUCUGGAUGCUUUAGGCCAUGGCAACCCCAAGUACCAGAAUCAAGUGUACAAAGGGCUGAUUGCUCUUCUAAAGUGCACCUCUCCAAAAGCCCAGCAACUGUCCCUACAAACAUUGAGGACAAUACAGACAAUUGUGGGAGAUGCCCAUCCAAGUAUUGUGGACUCAGUGCUUAGUGUGCUCCGUUCUCUGCACCUGGAGGUGCAAUAUGAGGCGAUUCAACUAAUCAAGGACCUCAUGGCAUAUGAUGUGCGGCCAGCUUUGCUAAAAGGACUGGUUGCAUUGCUAAAGCCAUCAAGACAGGAGACUGCCAAAAUGCAAGCCAGAAUCCUGGAAGAAGCUGGUACAUUACACCUGAUGGAGUCCUUGCCAGCAUAUAUUCAGCAAGCUGCCGCUGCCAAAGCCAUUGGAAUUCUGGCCCAAGACUCCAGAGAUGUGGCUGAGGAGCUGGUCUUCUUGAGAGUGGUGCAUGGUCUCAUGUGUGCAAUGGGCAACAAAGAUCACACUAAUUGCCAGAGGCAGGCCAGCAUUACCCUAGAGCAUUUUGUAAGGAUGUUCAUAGUGGUGGAGAAUCAAACCCGGAGCGCCAUGGGAGAAAAAUUGUUCGAGCUCUUUAUGCAAGAUGCUACAAACUUGUACCUGAAUAUGGAUGCUGUGCAGGCUGUUAUCCUGGCCACCAAUAUAGUCAAUAUUCCGGAAUAUAUUUUGGCUCAGGCAAAAAUGGAUAUUCCAGAGAGAAACUCAACUGCAGAAGAUGAAGAGGAACAGCCAUCUCAAAAUAGAGAGUUGCUGCUUUAGUUAGUGACCUCUCAAUUGUCCUCAUUUAUUGGGCUGUUGUUCAUUUUCAUCUAUUUUUUUCAUGCAUUCUGUUUCAGGCCCUACUACCCAUCCCCAUGAGAAAAAGAUGCAAAGCUCCAAGUGCCUUAUGACAGGUGACUUUGAGUCCCUGUCCCCCUCCCUUUUCUCAAAUCUGAAAUCUACUUAGUUUGGUUAUCAACCACCAGACACAUCAAUUGCUCUAAUUGUUCUUCAACAGCUGCCUUUGCAACAACACAACCAUAGACUAAUUUGUGUCAUACUUAUGAAAAUAAGGAAUAAUCCCUUGUACAGCCACUUUGAGUUCUGAGGAGGAGACAGGAUAUCUAUGUAAUAAAUAAAAACAGUACUGAACAACUAAA
Molecule: messenger RNA, 2968 nt
Organism: Podarcis raffonei (Aeolian wall lizard)
Lineage: Eukaryota; Metazoa; Chordata; Lepidosauria; Squamata; Lacertidae
Gene: ARMH1
Product: armadillo like helical domain containing 1
Exons: 12
Coding region: 1281-2588 (435 amino acids)
Source: RefSeq, a predicted model, not a curated record